This is a messenger RNA of Fragaria vesca subsp. vesca, 1549 nucleotides long. RefSeq names its product probable cytosolic iron-sulfur protein assembly protein-like. Lineage: Eukaryota; Viridiplantae; Streptophyta; Magnoliopsida; Rosales; Rosaceae. The transcript has 10 exons. Bases 96 to 1136 code for a protein of 346 amino acids. Gene Ontology annotation, biological process: iron-sulfur cluster assembly. Gene Ontology annotation, cellular component: cytosolic [4Fe-4S] assembly targeting complex. The record is from RefSeq and is a predicted model, not a curated record. Gene Ontology annotation, molecular function: protein binding.
ACGUAUUUGUCAACGCGCGCACAUCAACAACUCACGCCGACCUUUCCAAACACCACCGGCACUACCUAACCCCCUUCCCUUCACUCUCUCCACCCAUGGAGACUCUCAAGCAGAUUCAGAAGCUCGAGGGCCACACCGACCGGGUCUGGAGCCUCGCGUGGAACCCACUCUCCGGUCUCAACGGCCACCCCCUAAAACUCGCCUCAUGCAGCGGCGAUAAAACCGUCCGUAUCUGGGAACGCAAACCCUCCAACUCCUGGGAAUGCCAGGCAGUUCUGGAUGAUCCGCACAGCAGGACCGUCCGAUCGUGCUCUUGGUCCCCCUCCGGUAAAAUCCUAGCCACCGCCAGCUUCGACGGCACCACCGCGAUUUUCCAGGACGUUGGGGACGAUUACGAGUGCGUCUCCACUUUAGAGGGUCACGAGAAUGAAGUGAAGAGUGUGUCUUGGAAUGCGUCCGGGUCUCUGCUUGCGACUUGCGGGAGGGACAAGACUGUGUGGAUAUGGGAGGUGUUGCCGGGGAAUGAGUUUGAGUGCGUUGCGGUGUUGCAAGGCCAUACGCAAGAUGUGAAGAUGGUUCAGUGGCAUCCCUCUGUGGAGCUUUUGUUUUCGUGUAGCUAUGACAACACUGUCAAGAUAUGGGCAGAUGAUGGUGAGGAUGAUAACUGGGUGUGUGUGCAAACGUUAGCUCAAUCUAACAGUGGUCACUCUUCUACUGUAUGGGCUCUAUCAUUUAAUGCUACGGGAGACAAAAUGGUUACCUGCAGUGAUGAUCUUACCCUAAAGAUAUGGGGAACAGACAACGGGAAGAUGCUAUCUUCGGAUGGCUUUGCACCUUGGAGUCAUCUUUGCACUAUUGCGGGUUAUCAUGACAGGACUAUAUUUUCAGUUCAUUGGUCAAGGGACAAUAUCAUUGCCAGUGGAGCUGCUGAUGAUGCCAUAAGAUUUUUUGUGGAGAAUAAUGAGAGCGAUAGUUUGGUCAAUGGACCUUCCUAUAACUUGCUUCUCAAGAAGGAGAAAGCCCACGACAUGGAUAUAAAUUCAGUGCAGUGGUGCCCUGGGGAGAAUAGGCUUCUUGCUUCUGCAGCUGAUGACGGGACGAUCAAAAUAUGGGAGCUGACAUCUGUUAGCUGCUGAAACAACUGUAUCAUAUGUAUGUCAGUUGUUAGUGAAGUCUCUUGUGAAGUGGAUACAAUGAAUGUUUAUGAGAAUGAAAGUGGUGAAGAUUGAAGCUUAUAGUGCAAUUUAUAGAGAGACGGCAUCUUCUGCAGCCAAUAACGGGACAGUUAAAUCUGAGAGAUGACAUCUGUAUGCUGCAGGAAGAACCUCUUCGCUUUUUGUAGCAAAAAUUAAGCAUGAUUAUAAAGGAAUCAUCAUGUGUAUGUCUUAGUUAUUAGAUGUAGUGUUAUCUUUUUGGGAAUAAAGAUAGUGUUACUUCUUCCUCUUGGUUAUUAGGAUUGAUAAUUUAUAGAUUUGCUAACAAGAAUGCUCAGAGAUCAACUUAUAUAGUUUGUCUUCGAAAAUUGAGCAGUAUGGUUUAUAUUCGGAUC